Molecule: messenger RNA, 2927 nt
Organism: Tetrahymena thermophila SB210
Lineage: Eukaryota; Ciliophora; Oligohymenophorea; Hymenostomatida; Tetrahymenidae
Product: kinase domain protein
Exons: 19
Biological process (GO): protein phosphorylation
Molecular function (GO): protein kinase activity; protein binding; ATP binding
Source: RefSeq, a predicted model, not a curated record
CUAUUAUCAAAAACUAUUAAAGUUCAGCAAAAAACCACUAGCUAAUAAGCAAACAAGUAAAAGUCAACAGUCACCAAACAACAAAUCUUACAAUGAAUAUGUAACAAAGAAUCAAGGAAAUAGCAAAAAAAACCUAGGGCUGCAGCAUCGAUAAUCAAAGAAUCUUUAUGUUCUUCUAACAGCUUAGAAAAUAGCAGAAACAUUACAAUGAUUUUGAAUAUUUGGGAAAUGGAUCAUUCGCUUUAGUAAUUAAAGCUAUUAACAAGAAUUCUCAAAAAUAAGUUGCACUAAAAAUUGUACUAUGCAACUAAAAUGAAUCUAACGAGGAAGAGUCUGCUUUGAAAGAGUACGAUUUACUUAAGAAGAUUAAGCAUUGUCCAUAUCUUGUUGAUGUUUACAAUCAAUUCUAUGUCUAUGAAGAAGAAAUCAUUAUUUAAGAUUCAGAUGAUGAAGAGUAAAUAGCUGAAAAACCUAAAAAUCAAAAUGAAAAAUUGAAGUCCUUCUUAGUCUUAGAACUCGAAUUUUGCAAGACAAAUUUAGCAGACUACUUUAGAUAUUGUAGAGAAAAGAAUCAAUAUCCUGAUAAGAAAAUGAAAGAAAUCCUAACUAUCCAAAUUCUUGAUGGAAUAUCCUUCCUCCAUUAGAAAUCGUUCCUACAUCGAGAUAUCAAACCAAACAACAUCCUUCUUUAGUUUGAUAACUAAAACAAUCCGAUUAUCAAGAUUUGUGAUUUAGGUUUUGCAUCUUUCAUAUCUCCAAGCCAAUCAAAGAUCCACACUAAAUAGAAAGGAACUAGGGAAUAUAUGCCUCCAGAAUCAUAGUUAGACAUUUGGAGAAGAGAAAGUGACCUAUUCUAAGUUGGGAUAGUUCUAUUAGAACUAGAUAACAUUCAAAAGUUUGACUUCUUGAAGACUACAGAUGAUGAAAGGUACGUUCUAAGAAACGGUUAAAUAUUCCCAAAUUAAUCACUUGACAGAAAAUCUAACAUUUUCUAAAUUGCUUAAACUUUCUUGAAUCCUAACAUUAAAGAACGUUAAUCUGCAUAAAUGUUUCUUGAAUGGCUUAUAUGGAAAGAUCCGUAAUAUCAAAGUAUUGAAUUGAGUUCUAUCAUCAUAAUGCCAUAAUUAGGGAAGAAAGUACAUGAAAUACUAAACAGUAAUCCUCAGUAGGAAUAAGGUCUUAAUGUAAGUUAAAAAAUUUAAGAAUCUAUGUGGAAAUCCUAAAUCAUGCACAAGGUAAGCUAGAUCAAUUAAAGCUAAAAUUCUAUUUAAGCCAUGUCAUAAUCUUAGAUUUAUAAGGUUUAAAUUUAGAGCUUGCUAAAUGACUACUAAAGCAUGAUAAAAUAUAGAAUUUUUACAGAAGAUGAAUUGAAAAAAGCAAUGCUAUUACUAUUUAACAAUACAAACUAUAGUAAGAGCUUUAAUCUGAUCAACCAAGGAGGGAAAGGAGUUAUUAUAGGUGCAUAUAAUUUGAAAGAUAAAAGAGAUUGUGUACUGAAAAUAUAAAAGGUUCAAUCAAAAUCUCGUAUAAUAAAAGAAAUUAGCAUUCUUAAAUGCUGUCAAAUGCCUUUAAUUGUAAAAUUAUACAAUUCAUUUUAUCUUGAUGUUGCUAAAAAGGAGGAUUUCGUAGUCUAUGAGUUAGAAAAGUGUGAUUGUGACCUUAAAGCUUACUUAGAAAAAAAGUAAAAUGGUUAGCAAUUAUCUUAAGAAGUUAAAGAAGAAAUUGCUAUUUAAAUGAUGGAUUCUGUUAAUUACAUGCAUAAACAUAAUAUCAUCCACAGAGAUAUUAAGCCUUAAAAUUUUUUAGUUUAAGAAAGCAAUAGCUCUAUCCCAGCAAUCAAAUUAAGUGACUUUGAUGAAGCUGAUUAUUUAAGAUUAGAUUAAGAUUUAGAUUACGAUCAUUUCUUUAAUACAGGAGAUUGGACUGUAAAAGAAUAUUUUGCACCUAAUUGUGAUGGGUGUGGAACAUUUGGUUAUUGGGCACCUGAGUAAAUAUACUAAAAGUAAUCAACAAUUGAAAGUGAUGUAUUUAGUCUAGGAAUAUCUUUAUCUUUGUUAGAUAACUUUUAAAAAUUAUAACCUUUAUAUCAUUUUGAAAGUUUAAAAAUUGGAAAAUAUUUUGCGGAAGCUUUUGAACCUUAUAAUGGCUAAUUAGAUUUAAUUAAUAGAAAAACUAAAAUUUAUUAGAAAGCAAUUAUGUACUCAUUAGUUUAUGAUAAAUACAAAAGAAAAGAUUUAUCAUAAAUUUUAGAUGAUUUCAAAUAAAAUUAUUUUUCUAAAGAGAUAAAAUAAAUUUCUUUAAUAAAUGAUCAUGAAAUUGCUUAAAUUAGUAUAAAGGAUAACAACAUUGGUGCAGAAGGAGCAAAACAUAUUGCAAUGAGCUUAGAAAAGUGUCAAAAUAUCACUUCUUUGAAUCUCAAUCUUGAGGGAAAUCAAAUUGGUGCAGAAGGAGCAAAACAUAUUGCAAUGAGCUUAGAAAAGUGUCAAAAUAUCACUUCUUUGAAUCUCAAUCUAUGGGAUAACAACAUUGGUGCAGAAGGAGCAAAACAUAUUGCAAUGAGCUUAGAAAAGUGUCAAAAUAUCACUUCUUUGAAUCUCAAUCUUAGGGGAAAUGAAAUUGGUGCAUGGAAAUGGAAAUGGAAAUACUCGCACAUAUAAUUUUUUGAAAUUGGUGCAGAAGGAGCAAAACAUAUUGGAAUGAGCUUAGAAAAGUGUCAAAAUAUCACUUCUUUGAAUCUCAAUCUAUGGUACAACAACAUUGGUGCAGAAGGAGCAAAACAUAUUGCAAUGAGCUUAGAAAAGUGUCAAAAUAUCACUUUUUUCAAUUUAUAUGUGAGAAAGGGAAACAAUUUGAAUGAAAAAGCAUUUUUAGAUUUAAACUAAAUUUCUAAUAAGCUUUAUUAAUUAUAAAAACUAUAGAUUUAAUGA